This is a messenger RNA of Ceratina calcarata, 2393 nucleotides long. Its product is annotated as zinc finger protein 418-like. The coding region runs from base 625 to 2226 and encodes 533 amino acids. Gene Ontology annotation, cellular component: nucleus; nucleoplasm. The record is from RefSeq and is a predicted model, not a curated record. Lineage: Eukaryota; Metazoa; Arthropoda; Insecta; Hymenoptera; Apidae. Gene Ontology annotation, molecular function: RNA polymerase II cis-regulatory region sequence-specific DNA binding; DNA-binding transcription repressor activity, RNA polymerase II-specific; carboxypeptidase activity. The transcript has 6 exons. Gene Ontology annotation, biological process: regulation of transcription by RNA polymerase II.
AGUACAGUUUCACUUAGAUAAUUGUUUUAAUUACGAAAUGAUCACGGAGAUACGCGUAACAAAUUCGUAAAGUUACGCUGUUACUAAUUUCACGAUUCACUACUAGGCGGCACGCAGUUCGAAAUCGAACGUGUCCAGCGUGUCCGUCCUUCUUCACCCAAAGGCUUCACCCCGAAGUAUCAAACAAAGAUUUAGCCAUGUCGCAACGAUAACGAUACUUCGUGUGAAUCUGAACGAAAAAGAGUUCGUUACGGGCAGUUUAUUCGAAUCUUAAAGUCGAUAUAAAAUGAAACGUAAAUUACAUACAAUAGAGAAUUGUUCUUGAACUUUCGUUAAUCGUGUAAUGGAAUUAAUUGGCGCAGAAAUGAUACGUAAAAAUCAUAAAUAUUUAUGAUACUCACUAACUAAACUAAAGCCAACGAACUUUUCUUAUUCGUAAAUGAAACUGUAAAAUAUUUGGGUUAAAGAAAUAUAAUUUUGAACCCUCGACAAAGAACGUGGAUCAAAUUGUCGAAUCACUUAACUGCAGUGUUUCUGGAUGUACUGUGAUCGGCGACUUUUAUUUCCUCGUUUCAUGCAAAAUUCGAAGAGCGCUGCAUUUAUAUUUUUACAAAAGCUGCCUGUAUGAUAUGCAGAAUGGAAUCCGAAGGUUCAAUCGCUGUUAGUUUAGAUGCAUGUAGAGGGGAUUCGAUUUUGAUAGAAACUGUGAAGGAUAUGGUUAACGAAACUUCACAUACUGAAUUGGAAAAUGAAGAGGAAAGCUUCUUCGUGGUAUCGAAUGUUCAGAGUGAACAACAAAACGUGAUGGACGUUUCUAACGAUGAAACUGCUGCGAUUCAGUCCAAUGAACAGUUUUCAUGGUCUACUUUAUGUCGAGUCUGUGCUAAUACCAGUGAUCAUUUGAUUCCAAUAUUCGAAGGAGAAGGCUCGCAGCAUGACUUGUGUAAUAAAAUACACAAGUAUCUGCCUAUACAUAUAUCCGAAGACGAUACACUUCCACUGCAAUUAUGUUAUCAUUGCGCCGCCACGUUAUUGGCAUGGCACGAAUUAUUGGAAGGAUGUUUAAGUGCAGAAAGAAGAUUAUUAGAGAUGUAUGACGAAUCAUUAGAUAAACAGAGCUCUAAAGAAUUGGAAACCUCUCUUCAAGAUACGUCUAUAUCUAUAGCCGAGUCUUUCCAGCAACAGCAAGAAACUGUAAAGGCUGAAGUUCCUGAGGAGAUAACUGUUAUUGAUUCAGGCAGGUCCAGUAAUACACAGACACCGUUUACGGUGUUCCUAAAUACGCAGAAUGUAUUUCGGAAGCCACACAGAAAAAAGUGUCAAGAGAGACAAUCGACAAGCAACGGUGAUUGCGAUUCGGUAUGGAUCACCGUGAUGAAUUCAACGCUUGAUCAAUCCGCUAUAAUGUCUGAUCAGCUACAAGACAGUGACGCAAAAGAAGAGGAUUCUGAUGUAUAUAAAUUAGAGAGCUUAGAGAAACCGAGUGACGAGACGUACAAAUCGACAAACUCGUCGAACACAAAGAGUAGAAAGACGAGAAGGAAAUGUUCUAGCAAUUCGAAAGACUCGGAAGAUACUUGCAAACAUACAAAGUAUAAAACGAGCGUCGACGUGAAAGAGUCUUAUCAGUGCGGCGAAUGCAGAAAAUGUUUCAAGUUGAAAGAUUCUUAUCAGAGGCACAUGAGGAUACACACGGAUGAAAGGCCGUUCACGUGCCACGUCUGCGGGAAGCAGUUUAGAGAUUCCGGCGGCCGUUCUAGGCACUUGAAAGACGUACACGCCAAACUGAAGAAUUUCACGUGCGAUAUUUGCGGCAAGUCGUUCGCGUCGAGAGCUACGCGGGACGAUCAUCGCAGGACGCACACGGGAGAACGUCCCUACAUAUGCGACUCGUGCGGGAAAACGUUCAAGUCGAAAGCUUCGUUGUACAUCCACAGUAAAUUGCACACGAACGAGUUCCCGCAUCCGUGUUCGUACUGCAACAAGAAGUUUCGCAGGAGGCAGGAAAUGCUGGCUCACAUCACCACUCACACGGGGGAAAAGAAUUACGUUUGCGACGUCUGUUCAAAGAGGUUCCGAGUGAAAUCUGAACUCGUCAGGCACAAGUUGAUCCACUCCGAGAGUAAACCGUUCGUUUGCGUCAAAUGUGGCCUCGCCUUUCGACAGAAGCGUUACUUGAACAAUCACGUUAAAAGCAGACACAUUGAAAGUUUUCUACCGUGCUAGUUUGCCGCGACGAUUUUCUCGUUACGUUCUACAUUCCUCGAACCGGCCGGAAGCAUUUAAACCUGGUACAUUUGUUAUUGUUCCAGGUUUGGUCUACCUCAAAAGGAAUCUGCAGCACGCUACGAUAAAUCGAUCGAUAGAAAACAGAAUCCUAGUGACAGUGGCGA